Molecule: messenger RNA, 1266 nt
Organism: Chironomus riparius
Lineage: Eukaryota; Metazoa; Arthropoda; Insecta; Diptera; Chironomidae
Source: the annotation of a GenBank genome assembly
UUACUUUCGUCGGGAUCAGAUCAGCUCAUUUUUCAGUCAAGCCUCGUUUGAUUUGUGACACAAAGUGAUAAAUUAAGUAAGAUCAUGGUCAGAAUAUUAGAAAAGUAUCAAUCUAAAAGCAUCACACCAGUCGAUGAUUAUGAAUGCAAGCUUAGCGAUGAAUUAAUUAAGGCAGCAAAUGAUUUGCUCGGCGAGACACCAGAAAUCCGCGAUGAAUGCUUAACAGAGUUUCGAGAAUGGAUCUGGAAUAAUCCAAGGAUUGAAAAAUGUCGAAUGGAUUCGAUGUUUCUUUUGCGGUUCCUUAGAAUCAAUAGAUUUUCAAUGCAGCAUGCAAAGGAGUGUUUCGAGAGAUAUUUGAUAUUCAGAGAAGGCUUAUAUGGAUGCGAUUGGUUUACAAAUUUGGAUUUGAAUCGUCCGGGUUUAUCACAAGUUCUCAAUGAUGGCUUAUAUGUCGUACUUCCGACUAAAGCCAAAACUGGCGAAACUAUAGUUUUGGUCAGAUGUGGAGCUUCAAAUCCGAGCGAUAAAGAUGCCGGAAAUAUUGCCUUUUGUGUUUCAACAUUGGUGAUGGAAACUGUUUUUGAGGACGAAGAAAAUCAAAUCAGAGGAUAUAGGCUGAUUUUGGACAUGUCAAAAGUUAAAUUGAGUCACUAUUUUAUGUUCAAUUUCAGCACUUGGUUUAGGAUUUUGAAGCAUGUUGAGAGAACUUUCACUGGUCGACAUAUUAGUUGUAGUAUUAUGGGAUUAAAUCCAGCAACGAGAUUCAUUUCAAAUAUGAUUAUUAAGCAUAUGAGAGAAAAGAUGAGGAAGGUUGUAUCGUGCCCUUCUUGUCCAAAGGAACUCGAUUUUCUUGACAUAAAAUAUCUACCGACUGAUUUAGGUGGUGAAUAUACAGUUGAGCAGUUGAUGGAGCCACUCAAAAAGAAAUUGAAGCUAUGGAGAGAUUUGUUCUUAAAAUACGGUGAAAUGAAAGUCAAUCGAAAAUACUACACCGAUGCAGUUCUAAAAUGUGAUGCAGGGACUCUUACCCAUAAAUUGGAAAACAAAAGUGCCAAGUUGCUCACAGUAUAUCCAGAUGAAAAUGAAAAUAACUAGAUAACUAGAUUAGAAACAAUGUUGACUUUAAGUUUAAAAAAUUUUGUUACUUUUAGAUUGUUUUACUUUGACGGAAUUUUGCAUGUAUUUAAAACAAAUUUUGAUUCUUAAUUUUUGUGUAUUCGAUGCUUUUUAAACGAGAAAUAAAUAAACAAUUCAAAAUAUAACAGU